Molecule: messenger RNA, 2502 nt
Organism: Centruroides sculpturatus (bark scorpion)
Lineage: Eukaryota; Metazoa; Arthropoda; Arachnida; Scorpiones; Buthidae
Exons: 2
Coding region: 244-2217 (657 amino acids)
Molecular function (GO): protein dimerization activity
Source: RefSeq, a predicted model, not a curated record
GCUACUUUGCGCCAAAUUGGGCUACUUUUUUUUUAGUUUGGCGUUAAAAAAAGCAUUUGGCGCCCUGGCUACUUUUUGGGCUACGAAAAUUUGACUUGGCUACAUUUUGGGCUGGUUAAACAAAUUAUUUCAUCCUUUGUUUUGCACCUAGAGUGGUAAUACCUGUGAGCUGUCUACUCGUUUCGUUUUUAAACAUAAAUAAAUUAUAAAACUUAUAUAAAUUAUACUAUUAUUGGUAUUAAAAUGGGCAAAUGGACAAAGUAUUCUCGGUCCUUUCGUAAAGAAUGGCUUCAAGAUAAAAACCUUAAAGAUUGGAUUUCAGAAGAUCCAACAGCAGAGGACCAUGUUUUCUGUAAAUAUUGCAAGUGUAGUGUACGUGCACAUUAUUCUGAUUUAAUGAAACAUGUUGCUACAAAGAAACAUAAGUCUAAUGAAGUUCAGUGUGGUAAGUUUCAGCCUCUGAAUGUACUUGAAGUGCCUAGAGUAUUGCCAUUAGCAAAAAUUCGCAGAGAGGCUCGAAUUGCUCUGUUUGCUGCAAUGAGCACAUCUAUAAACUCUGUUGAUACUCUUGGAGAAAUUCUGAAUGAUGAGUUUAAAGAUGUAAGCAAUGGCAAAGAAACAUUUCAUAUGCAUCGUACGAAAUGUUCUGCUCUAAUAAAAAAUGUUUUGGGACCUUAUCUACAGCAGAAACAUCUAGAAGAUUUGAAAACAGCAACAAAAUUCUCUCUUAUGAUAGAUGAGUCAACUGACGUAUCCGAUUCAAAGCUCCUUGCUCUCUGCUCCAAACAUUACAGCAGAGAAUCGGGAAAAAUGAUCACUUGCUUCCUUGACGUGGUUGAAAUUCAAGAUGGAUGUGCUACAACUAUGCACGAUGCAGUUGUGUAUAAAAUGCAAGAGCUGGGUCUAGACAAAAAUAAAUUGAUUGGAAUUGCAACUGAUGGUGCUGCUUCUAUGUGUGGAAGAAACAACUCUCUUUAUACACAUUUGAGAGACUUUUGUGGGUAUGAUCUGAUACAUGUUAAAUGCAUCUGCCACUCUUUGGAUUUGGUGGCAUCUGCAGCGAAGGAUGAGCUGCCAAGUAAUAUCAGCUUCAUGCUACAGGAAACAACUGAACAUUUUUCUCACAGUACACUGCGUAAGAAUAUCUACAAACAUCUAUUUCAUGUGAUGAAUGAUACUACUGAUGAAGUUUCAGCUGACCCAUUAAAGUUAACAACCCCAAGCAAGACACGAUGGCUAUCUAUUUCUCUUUGUGUAGAAAGAAUUCUUAAUCAGUAUGAAGACCUGAAGUUAUAUUUUUCAGUUUAUCCUGCAAAGGACUACAAGAUACGUCUUCUUAGUGAAAUGUACGGAGAUGCUAGAAAUAAAGCAUAUUUGCUUUUUCUGGAUCCCAUUCUUUCGGAACUCCGGAGAGUCAACUUACUUUUUCAAAGUGAAAAUAUAGAUACUUUCGCAGCUAUUAAUGAAUUACAGUCACUGUUUAUAUCAUUUGCAAAAAGAAUUAUAAAACCUUCAGUCAUAAAUAACCAUUCUCUAGAACAGUUCUUGUGCAUGGAUUUGAUGAAUUUAAAAUCAGUGUACUUGCUCAUACCUGACUGUGACUUGGGUACAAAUUUUCACAGUUUUCUCGAAACUUCAUCAUUUUCAGUUCAUUCAAAAUUUGAGAUUAAGGAAAGAUGCUUUAAUUUUUUAAAAACAACAAUUCAUCAAUUACAAAUUCGGCUACCAAAUUCAAUACAGUGGUCAAAUCUAGUGGAAAGUGUGCGACCUGCAAAACUUUUACAGAUUUACGAAAUUGAAUCAAUCAUAAAAAACAUUUCCAAAAUACCGAAAUCCAUAUGCGAUUUUAACAGCGUGGAAUUAGAGAAGAUGAUACGCUGUGUCCAAAACAUUCCAGGAAUUACUCCAGACACAACGGGAGAACAUUUUUGGAAAACAGUUAUUGAAUAUAAGGAUACUGCAGGUAAUAAUCCUGCAACACGACUUGCUGAAGCAGCGUUGAAUAUACUUACACUACCGAUAUCAAAUGCUUCAGUAGAAAGAGCUUUUUCUGCUGUUAAUUAUUUAAAAAGUGACACAAGGAACAGAAUGGGGUUGCAACUUUUACGUGCACUCCUUCACAUUCGAUUGUAUUUACUUUCCAGAGACAUACGUGUGAGUGAAUGCAAAUUACCUGAAGAAUUACUUAAAAGUAUUAAUAGUUCUAUGUAUGAUUAAGGCAUAUUAUAAAUUAUAACAACAAUUAUGUAGGUUAUAAAAAUAUAAUCUGUAUAUUUAUUGUGUUGCAUUUAUUCCAUUAGUUUUUAAGCCUGAAUAAAUAGAAUACUUACAAACCGAUGUUAAUGUUUUAAAUUUUAAAUACUGCACCUAUUGAAUCUAAUGCUUUAUACAUGUUGACUGUGGCAUUUAGCUCGAGAGCAGGGUUGUUCCAAGCCUUUCUAAAAGGGUACUAAAAAGAGUAUUAGAUAACAAAAAAUGGUAUUAAGUUUUCUUUAAAAAAUC